Symbiodinium sp. CCMP2592 is the source of this 6930-nucleotide messenger RNA. Lineage: Eukaryota; Dinophyceae; Suessiales; Symbiodiniaceae. The record is from the annotation of a GenBank genome assembly.
AUGAACUUGGAGGCCCUCAGGAUCGAUGGCGAAUCGCCAGGGGCGAUCUGUACCAUUCGUUGGCCGCCGGUGGCCGAUGCGCCGGACCGCGUUUUGCAUUUAGCCUGGCCGUUGCUGAGUCGUCCGGGAGCUUUCCUUCUUGCUCUCCCGGUGGCCUUGCAAGAAGAUGCUGUGCUGGCGGCUGGUGGCGCUACUUCCCCUUUCGGUCCUUCGGUUGUGGUAUGCGUGCCAGCCGUCGAGGAGGGCGAUGCCGGGGAGGACAUACCUGCGGGCUACGAGAUGUCAGUCCUACUGCUGGACUUGGAGGAGGCGGCUCUCAGGUUCAUGAGCUUAUUCGACCCGGUAACGGAAUCGGGUCUUGUUGUGGGCUUCGAGCCGAGUGCGGCCCAUGUUCUUCCCUCGGCCGAGGAUCUCAUGCGUGCUGCCCUGAAUUGGGUUGGCAGCGACCAGGCCUCUGCUUUGGCGUAUGUGACGGCCCAGGAGGAGGAAGAAGGAGUCCCGGAGGUGAUGCCCAAGAGAGCUGCCAAGCCCAAGUACAGCAGUGUGGAUCAGGUGCGUGUCCUGACCGAGCGCCAGGCUGCCUUGGCGCCCUCUCCUGCUUUGCCUGCCGGCUCGGCCCACCAACAGGACUUCCCGAAGGUUGCUUCUGUAGCUGCUUCGCCUCCGGUUCUUGCCUCUUUGGCUGCUGGGCUGCCUGCGCCCACACUGUUGGCGGCGACUCCGAAGGCCCCUGUGAGGCCAGCAGCUCCACCCCCUCCUGCGCUCCCCGUGUCCUCUGCCUUGCCGUCCUCCUCGGACCACUUGGCAACUGCCAUAGCUCAGCAGGGUCAGGCCCUGAGUCUCCUCGUGAACCACCUGGCUUCGCAAGGCGAGGCUCUGGACCUCACGUCGGCCACGGCAGGGCUGGGCUCGAAAGGUUCAGCAAAGAGGGAGCGGCUCCAGCAGGAGCUCAUGCAACGGACGGGGACUUUCUACCUGCAAGUGUGCCAGAAUGCAUUCCGCAAGCUCUACCCGGCCUCUCCGGUGCCUGCCUCCCUGGCCGAGUUUCAGACCGAUGGGCGGCUGAGUUUCGUGACUUACCUGGAGCGCUUUGGAGGUUAUGCUCAAAGUCGGGACCUUGCCCUGGUCAUGCACCAACUUGCUUUCGUGGCCGACUGUCUCGUCCAGGACGACGUGCAUGGUGCUCGCGAGCACUUGGGCUUGCUGCUGGCCUCUACGGAGCAGGCCGCUCAGGAUCGCAACUGGUCCCUGGCUUACCUUUUGUGUCUUCUGGAGGAACCGGCACCACAGGUGUAUUCCUCGCGGGCCCAGGGUUCUGCAAGCCGCCUCCGGGCCUUCACCCCCCUCGUUUCUCCCACUUGGGGGUCGACUGCCCUUUCUUAUGUUCGCGAGCUCGACCUGCUGACUCAGAGGAGGAAGGACACCGUUUCGCCAAAGGCCCCGUCCGGCGAACUUCACGACGAUGCCGCGGCCGCACCAAAGCGGCGGCCGCGCUUUCCGAGGAAGCCAAAGGCUUCCCCGUCGGGCCCCUGGCUGGCCUCCACUGCCGUGCCCUCUUCCGUGGCUUCGCCACCCUUGGACUCUAUCGGCAAGUGUGCUGGACAGGCUCUGCAUAGUCAGCCCUUUUCGCCUUCGGCGGCCCUCUCCUUUAGACGAUGGGCUUUUUCGUUGGCCUCCCGCCUGAUUGCCGGCAAGACGGCCUUCUCGGCUUUUUUCAAGAGAACUCUGCAUCUGCGCUGGUGCGGCCAGCCGGCCCCAGCUUCAGUCUUUUUGCCUUUGCCUGUUCCCUGCCCCGGUGCCUUCCGGUACCUAGGCCACUCAGGUCAGCGUCGCAGGCAGCGCUCUGCUUGCCAGGUCGCUCUCCAUGCCGUGGUGGUCGCGGUCAACUUCAUUUACUACGACUGCGCUUUCGUGCCGCUCCGGCUCCUAGCUCGACCUCCUAAUCCUGCCCAGGAGCGCUGCCUCCUCUACCUGAAGGGGAUGGUCCAGACUUUCGGUGACGUCAAGGAGGGCAUCUUCCCUUCCGAGACGGGCCGCCGUAUGAAUUCACUGAUUGCAAGGCUCACCGAGGUUUCUCAGAAACUCGCUGUGUUGGGUCCACUCGGCGACCCUUAUGCAUAUGUGCCGGCAGGCAUCGAGGUACCCAUGUGCAACACCACUCCCGACCUCGAGCCUUACCGCUCCCUCUGUGCCGAGCGCCUGCGCCUGUCUGGAAAAGCAAACUGGAAGCCUGAGGACUACCUGCCGCCGGAGCUUUUGAUGGCAUACUCUUUGCCUUCUUCUUUGCUGUGCGGCCGGACUCCCCUCCCUGAGGAGUAUCCGCGGGCUGAUUUUGAGUCUGUGUGCGAGACCCGGGCUUUGGCUGUGAAGUGGGCCUCUCUUGACCUGCUCCACCUUGAGCCGGCCCAAGACCUUCCCAUGCACGAGUUCACUCGCAUCUUUAAUGCCUACAAAAGCGCUGAUGUUGAUCGCCAGAUUGGCGACCGUAGAGGUCGGAAUGCUGCUGAGGCCAGGCUUCCCGGCCCUUCGCGUUGGCUCCCCUCUGCAGAUGUGUUGUGUGCCUUGAGCGCCGAUGCCAAGAAGGAAGCCCUUUGCCUUUCGAUGUCGGACAGACGUGAUUUUUAUCACCAAUUGUGGGCGCCAUGGUCCAGGGCUGUGACUAACCGGCUUUACCCCAGCUUCAGCCCAGAGGAGUUUCGGGGCACGGCUGAGGUUGCGAAGAAUCCAGACUUUACGGGUCGUGGCCCGUUGGCCGCGGCCCUCAUUGGGCGGGUUGCGAUGGAGCUUCAGCUCAUUUCUGUGCUGGCCCCCCUUGCGGCUACUGACGUCUCUGUGCCGUACUUGCCCCGCCUUUUCGCAACGGACUCGUCGGAGGCGAAGGGAAAGGCGCUUACUCGAGGCUUACUUCUCGUACAGGGCAUUCUUCAGCGGGCCGACCCUCUCUUUGAGGACACAGGCGAGGACCAUGGACCGGAAGAGCCUCUGCCGGUGCCGGGGCCUUCCCGCCCCCUUGCCUACGACUUUGAGUUCCUAGAGCUCUCGCUUGGUCCCCCUGAUCUUUCUCAGGAGAUAGCUCGCCGAGGGUUUCGGGUAGGGCCUCAUGUUGAUCUUAGGCUUGGGUCUGAUUGGGGGCUUCAGCGGCCGAUCGUCCUUGAUUGGGUUAUGCAUCUGAUCGACGCUGGCCGGCUGCUCGGCAUCUACAUGGUCCCGCCCUGUGCCUCCAGCCUCCCUUCCGUACGUGGUGCUGGGGCAGUGCCUUCUGGAAGCCGGUGGGGCCUUCCAGGAAAGCGUUACGAAGAGGCUGCUUUUGUGCUGUGUGCAGCCGUGUUUAAGCAUGCCAACCGCCGGGGGAUCUGCGCUCUACUCGAGCUUCCUGCCUCCUCGGAUUUCGUUGCCGGCCGUUUGUGGGCCUCCUGCCGGGCCUUGCCUUAUGCUUCCCAGAUCGCGCUCUCUGCUUGCGCUUUCGGUGACCGCCGUCGGCGCGACCUGCUUGGACUCGCCACGGGCCUUGAGUGUUCCUCGCUGUGCCUUCCAUGUCCAGGGGACCACAAGCACUCUGUGCCACGCUCGGGUUCUGCAGCCACUGGUUUCAAGCACUGUGCCGGCCUCGUCGUUGCCUAUGCCCGCGUUCUCUGCCGUGCUUUGCGGUCCCUUCUUGCAUGCACUGAGGCCUCUGAUCCUCCUGUGUCCGGUUUGGAACGCCAGUGCGUGAAUGACUUAGCCCUUGGCCUCGAGUGGGAAGUUUCCUCUUCGUGGUCCUGGCCCCGGCCCAUCCACAUCAAUAUCCUCGAGUCUUCAGUGUUGUGCCGGCUCUAUAAGGAUCUUGCUGUGCGCUACGGCCCUUGCCGAGCUGUCGCCUUUUGCGACUCCUUUGUUGCUCUUUCCUCUCUGGGGAAGGGCCGCUCUUCGUCAAAGAGCCUCCGCCACUCUGCUCGCCGUGCUUCAAUGAUCUGCCUGGCUGCCGGGAUCUACCCUGGCAGCAUGUAUACACCUACCCGCCUGAUGCCUGCAGACCACCCUACGCGAGACAACGACAUUCCGCCUCCCGUCCCUGGACUUGGGCCUGCUUUUUGGACCUUCGAAGCUGUCAAGCAGGACACUGUGCGCCCUCGCCUCCGGCGGUGGGCUUCCUCCUGGGUUCGACUUGCCCUCCUUUUACGGCCCUGCCUUGGGCUACUUGCACCUGAGUCCGUAGGCUGUGCCGAUGCCCACCUUGACUUCAGGGCUUUUGUGCGAACCCGGGGCUUCGAUAGCUCCAUCGGCUUCCCUGGUGAAGGGCGCGACAAGCUCAGGGAGCUCUUCGAGAAAUGGUUAGCGCUGGUUUGCUAUGGGCAGUAUAUGUUCAAGACGGGCAAAACCUACAGCAGCUAUUCCGAGACGCUUAACAUGUUUUCAUCACUGUGCCCGUCUUUGCGACGGCUGUUGCAACCCGCAUGGGACUUGGCUUUUGCCUGGCAGCGUGAGGAGCCGCCAGUGCAUCAUACGGCUAUGCCUUGGCAGAUCGUCGCGGCUGCCCUUGCGAUUGCACUUACUUAUGGAUGGCUGGACCUGGCAGGUGUGAUCUGCCUUUGCUGGGGUGGGCUUGCAAGAGUUGGCGAAGUACAAGAAGCAACCAGGGCGGAUCUUGUACUGCCGACCGACACGGGCACGCCUGCCUCGCGCUACCUUUUAAUGUCCAUCAAGGAGCCUAAAACUCGUUUUCGGGCGGCUAGACACCAGUCUCUUCGAGUCGACCAGCCACAGCUGCUGCGCAUCAUCGUCAUGGCUUUCGGGUCUUUACAGCCCUCGGAAAAGCUCUGGUCUUUUUCUGGUUCCACUUUGCGGAAUCGUUUCAAGAAACUGAUGCUGGCGCUGCGGCUCGACCGGGGCAUUGUACCUGGAGUCAAAGACUUCGACCUUGGCUCCUUGCGUGCAGGAGGGGCCACCUGGCUUAUGGACAUGACAGAAAACCCGGACUAUGUCCGUCGGCGGGGCAGGUGGAUCACCACGAAAGUGAUGGAGAUCUACGUGCAGGAGGUGGCUUCUUUGACUUUUCUCCCUCGCCUUCCAGACACCGUUAAGCAGCACAUCUUUGCCUGGGCAGGGCAGUUUGCUGCUGUGGUCGACAAGGUCGAAGCCUGGCACAGCUUCAACUUGCCGCCGGUCUCUUGGAAGUUUUUGAUGGCUCACGGUCUCUUCCUCUUCUUCCCCGGCUGCGCCCUCGGAUUGCGACACUGCCCUGUUUGUCACCAAUGGUUCACCCGCACGCAGGAUAUCUUCCGGCUCACGGUGUCCUUCAAAACUCAACACGCGUUGGGCAGCGGCCUCUCUCUACAGGAGACCCAGCAACGAGAGGCUCAGGCCGAGCUGCUACUUCUCCAGUGCUGGGGAGAGGACGGGAUGAUUCUGGAUGCAGCGAACAAGCAUCAAGAGAUGGAGGAUGCGGACGACCAGGGGAAGGAGCGCGAUGCGAAGUGGGCCAGACCGGAAUCCAAGGGUGGCUUCGGCCGCGGCGGGAGGGGCAAAGGCAACCAGUCGGGCCAGCCGCCGCAGAACAAUGGGCCUCGUCGGCAGCCUUUCCGCCGACCGACAGAGUCGGACUCCAAGGCCCCGGAUGGCAUGAUGUGGCUGCUGGGAAAACUCCUCCUGCGCCACGAGGAUCAGAUGGGAAUCGACAGGACUCAGAACGGCUUUGUCAUGUUCUUCAAGAGAGAGAGUGCUCUCUCCUUGGUUCCUCUCUUCGUUCAGAAGUCUCAGCAUUGGAAUGCUCUGAAAGAGCAGAAGCAGGAGAAAAUGGACGAGAUUGCCCUGCCCCUACGUACCUUUCUCUUCCACACAAUGAUGGAGACCCUGGUGAAGCGCAUCAAGGACACUGUGAAGAACGACGAGCAACUGAAGACUGCCAUUACCCUCCAAGUUUUUCUUCCCAAGGAGGGCGACUCGGAGCUACGCAUUCCAUUCCUGAGCUACAACCCGGAGACCAAAUCUCUGGCCCCUCGCCAGGAUCAGCCACCGAUCCUGGUCUCCGCGAUGCUCGAGAAGCUGCAAAUCCUCCAGAAGCAAUGCCUCUGUCCUCUGGCCAUCAUGCGAUUCCACUCCACUCAGCGCCUCAACGGCCCUCUUCAGGGCCCCACCGUGCCCUUCUUGCUUCAGGUGGGUCACAGGUCGCCGGAAGCAGCCGAGCUCUAUCUGAGCCUCCGAUCGCUGGCCAAUUCGGCGGUCUGGCAGUUGGUGGGCGGAUCUCUGCGUCCGGAGAAAAUGGGCCGCUCAGCCCUGGCAGCCGAGCUCGCUCGCCGUUUGCAGGGGUCCUUCACUCAGACAGGCUGUUCUCUCAAUCACCUCAGUGAUUUGGUCCGCGGCUAUGCGUUCAGUCGUGCGGCGAAUGACUACGCAGGCGCCUGUCCCAGACCUUUGGUCGGCUCUCCAAUGGUGCGCGACUGUGGGGACGCAUGGCCUAUGCUACUAGCUACGCCUCCUUCUCAGUGUGAUGCUGGAACUAGUGGACGGAUCACAAUCCAGCGGCUUAUCCAUGCCUGGAAGGAUCAAGCUGCUGCUGGACUCACCGCCAUGGACAGUGAGCCGGGCCUUUUGGUUUUGCAGGUAAACCGGUUCAGCCCCUCGGCUGCCGGUGCAAAGGACGUCACCAGUGUGCUGCCGGAUCCUCGCAUUCUGAUACCCUGUUUUCAGCACCACCCUAUCCCGCAAGAUGCUGCCCUUUGUGUGCGCCAUUGCGAAUACCAGCUGAUUGCGAUCAUUCUGCACGAGGGUCCUGAUGCAGCCUCCGGUCAUUACCGUGCACUCCUCUGCACUUAUCCUCCUGACUCAGAGCCCGUUCACUGGCAAUGCGACGAUGCAAAAGAGCCGACAGUCCACUCUGAGCUCUCAUUGCAAGCCUUGACAACGGGCUACCUCUACUUUUACUGCCGCACCGUGCAGCCUGAGCAUGUCUAG